ACUCCUUCAAAGCGCGUCCUGCCGUUUUCCCGUUGAAAGCGAGUGUCCUUAUCGUUUGCAGCACACAAGAGAUGGAAACACACGGUGUAAUUGGAACGCCCACCACGCUUUGCGGGGCGGACCAAGAUGCGAGCGCUGGCGGCGACUACAAGGUUCUUACUGAGGGCGCUUUAGCCUACGCCAACCUUGACUCCACCGAGAUUGCCGGCGCCGUUCCGUUCAUCAGCAACAGUGUCGACGCCGGCAUCAACGGCGAGCAGGCCGGCAAAAUUCGUCGUGACUACCAGGACCUCGCCAAGCGCACAGUCGUGCAGUCUGACUGCACCGGCACACGCUGCACCGCAGCCACCACCGCACUCUCCAACUGUGCAUCGCUCGCUCGCACCGCCGCCUCAAACGCCCAAUCCAACAACGCCAAGAUGACCGAGUGCUUCAAGUCCACAGCUACUGCUACAAAGAACACCGUUGCGACCGUCUUCAACAACAUCGCCAGCCAGUGCGGUUCCACCACCAGCGGCAACAGCAGGUACUACUGCACCGACAUCCUGGGCGCCUGCUCCAUCGGCGUGUUGGCAUACACAUACCCCUCGACCAGCCAGAUGGUCAACUGCCCUCUAUUCUUCUCCGGUCUGCCGGCGCUGAGCCGCACUUGCCAUGCUCAGGAUCAGGCUACGACUGUGCUGCACGAGAUGACCCACUUGGAUCAGGUCAAGGGCACUAGCGAUUACGGAGGUUAUGGAUGCAACUUCAUCCGCAGCUUGUCGGCGGCACAGAACUUGAAUCAUGCUGAUACUUACACAUUGUUCGCUCAGGCUCUUUACGCCAGCUGCUAG
Molecule: messenger RNA, 833 nt
Organism: Macroventuria anomochaeta
Lineage: Eukaryota; Fungi; Ascomycota; Dothideomycetes; Pleosporales; Didymellaceae
Product: zincin
Exons: 2
Coding region: 72-833 (253 amino acids)
Biological process (GO): proteolysis
Molecular function (GO): metalloendopeptidase activity
Source: RefSeq, a predicted model, not a curated record